AUGAAUGGCGCAGAGGCAGGCGAGCACAGCUCAGCCACCUCUUCUUCCAUGACUCCCGGGGUCCGAGGGGUCCUUGGCUGGAGCCAGCAGGUGCUAAGUGAUCUAUCUUCUCCCCCCAAUCAUUAUCUCCCUCCCUCCUUCUCCUCCCCCCCCCCGGCCGCACCCCCCGGCAAUGACGAGAACCGCAUCCAGAUCCGGUGGCGUGGGCAUGGAAACGGCCCGGGAGCCAGCCCCUACAAGCAAACCACCGCUUUGGCGAUCGUGGGCAAAAUCCAGGAGGUACUCCGCCGCAGUAGCCUCCCUGGCCUUGCCAGUGUGCAGGUAGCGGGGGCCCAGGUGCUUCGUAGCGGCGAUUUAGAUGUGUACACCCACUCUGCGUCAGAUCGGGAGCGCCUUCUCUGGAACAAAGAGGCAUGGCUCCAGGAGCUCCCAAAAGGCAAGCAUGCCCAGAUCACUAAUCACCAGUACACUGUCCUUAUUCACCAUGUCCCUAUUACCUUCCUUCCCUCUAGCACCCUGAGCGCGGUGGAACACCUCCAGGAGAAGACCUUACACUAUAACCUAGCACUCCGCGGCCCCAUACUACAUGUGGGCUGGUGCGGGAAUGAUGCUGCAGCCCGACAGAGCAAGCAGAAAUCUUCCCUGGUUAUCUCCUUCCGGGAUGCACAGUCAGUGAACCAGGCCAUUCAGAACCAAAUCUUCCUAGAUGGCACUCCGCUGCGUAUAGAGCUAUUUGACCCGCUCUGCUGGCAUCCUAUAAAGUUCUGCAAGGUCAAAGGGGUCUUUCCCAGCACCACUGCGCUGUCUGCCAUGGCCUACACCAGGCCGACAGCAAGCAAUGCCCAGUACGCCAACACGAACAUCGACUAUCCCAAGAUCAACUACAAAACCAACCCCAAUUCUUUGCCAGCCUGCCCUAGCCAGCCGACCCGGCCCCAAACACCAGGCCGACCCCGGACGCCGGAGCGGCUCCGCCACAGCCACCUGCGCCACCGCACGACGCAACCAGCACGUAGCCCCCCAGAAGACACGCGUCAACUGGCCGGCCAGCCACCAAUACCAGUUGACGCGUCUAAAACAACACGCUCUCCCACAAAGGCCCCCAUCCACCCAAUAAUCGACGUCAGCCGCCAUCCAUCUUUGCAGCUUCAGCCCACCCAUUCCAUGCACACCUGCUCCCGAAGCACGUCACUAAAACGACCCCGGAAAGCAACCACACCAGACCCUGAACCUAGACCCGCAGCGGAGGAACCAGCACCUCCACCGCUGGCCACCUGGGAUACAGACUUCUACAUACCGGUGCCAACACCGCCGCAGACGACGGGCACCAGCACCCCUAAAAAACCAGCUAAUUCAGCCUCCCCGCCCCCGUCCCUACUAUCCAACCCGGCCCGACGCGUCCCUGGACUCUCUCUCUCCCCCCAAAUAUCCAACACAUCAAGCCUCUCAGUCAUCUCCCGCACGCCCACCCUCCCAAGUGAUCUCACCUGGGAGGUCCCCGAGCUGCCAGGGCCGAAACGCAAACACAGCCACAGCCAGGGCCGUCAGCUCACCACAAGCAGCCCUGAUCCACUUGUUACCCCUAUAUCAAAACACCGAAAGAUAUCCACUAAGACAUAUGACACAGAAGAUGAUAACACCACGCAAGCCUCAGCAGCACUAGGCCUGCCUACACCAUACACCAGCCCGAACCUGCCAACCAAACCGGCCUCAACACAGGGGACAUGCAGCCAGGGACUGCCCGAUCCAGCAGCCCCCUUCCGCCACAGCCCCGGUUUGUAA
Aspergillus lentulus is the source of this 1782-nucleotide messenger RNA. The record is from RefSeq and is a predicted model, not a curated record. NCBI's taxonomy places the organism in Eukaryota, Fungi, Ascomycota, Eurotiomycetes, Eurotiales, Aspergillaceae.